CCAAACAAAAAUCGAUGAUUGUUUUUUCGUACCGUGCGUGAUGGUAGGACGCGGAUCGUAAAUGUGGCUGUAUUGAAUAAAAAGUGCUCUAAACCUCAUUUUAGCCAUACUACCGCUGUACAGUUUUGCGUGUGAAAGAUCAUAUCAAAAUCCGGUCUGCCAGUUUGUGAAAAUGACGUAGUUUCCUUGUGACAAAGAAAACACGAACCGAAGCAGUGGGAAACGGGCGGAAUAACAUGCCUUCUCCGAUUGAUCUCGACAGCUUCUAGCCAGCCUUUGUUCGCAUUAAAUUCGUAAUCAUUCCAGUUCCACCUCGCCAUGGAAGUGUUCAUGCAGGAAUUCUCCAUCCCGAAGCAUCAGAUCCGGGAAACGGAGUGCCCGAAUCGGUACGUGCUGCUGGUGCACAAGUCGUGGCUGCGCGCCCUUAGCCAAGGCAAGGUGCCGAAAGAUUUCCCCACCUAUGGCCUGGCCGAUGCACUCGAAUGGCCAACGGAAAACGAAACGGGACCAUGGAGCAAAAUUUAUGCAGCCGUACAUAAAAAACAAAACUGUAAUGUGAUACCACUGCCGAAAAACAAGCAUUUGCACGGGACGACCGGAUCAGGCGUGAACGAUCUACUGCUGUCGCCACUGGGCAGUCCAGGCGAUGGAGAAGACCCGCUUCACUACUCUCAGCUGCUUCAGUACGUUUCGACCACGAAUCAUAAAAACCUAUGGAAGCAGGCGUAUCGAAAGUACGCCGCUUCCCGUCCCGGUAACAUUCCCGCCGGUUCGGCCACGAGCAAUUCCGUCAGCAGUGCAUUCAGCGAACAGCGCGAUUCCGUUAUCAACCACAGUACAAAUGGCACGAAAAAAGUACCAAAUGCGAUCGCCAGUGAUAUUGCCGGCGGAGGAACAAACAUAUCAGCAGCAGCAGCAGCAGCAGCGACGGCGACAGCGCCGACUGCCACCGGAACAUCGGGCGCCCUACCGCACGAUGUCGUCUUUCGGGAAGUGUUGGCCAGAGCCUUCGGUUGUCCCGUGCUCCAAAACAUUGCCGGAAAAGAGGAACACACUUCUUCGCUCCCGCCCGGUGUGGAUGGUCAGCUAAGCAAUGCGAAUCUUUUCCCAGUACUCGCCACCAUAGAAAGCGGAGGCGCAUUUUACAUUCUGUACGAUCUCUAUCUGGCAAACAACCUCCUCGACUGUGUCACGUACAGUCCUGCGAUCGUAGAACGCUCGUACAAUAAGCCGCUCUUCAUUGUCUACCAGCUUCUGCAGCUGAUGAAAAGCUUUCACGACUGUGGCCUCAAUCUGGGCGAUGUUAGCUUGAAGGAUAUCUACACCACUGAGAAUCUCUGGAUCCGGGUGAUGCCGAACCUCGAAGCGAACUUACUCGAGUACGACGAGGAGCUGAUGCGGCAGAUCGGUGAGCUUAGCAUCACGAACCCCUGCGUGCCGGCAUCGUCGGUGGGACUGAUGCGAGUGAGUAUGAGCAAAGAGCUCACGAUGAGCUACUCCCUGAAGGAGUAUUGUGAGAUGUGGUGUCAUGGACAGCUGUCCAACUUUGAUUAUCUCACAAUUCUUAACAAUAUGACCGGGAGACGGGUGGGCUGCGCCGAGUACCAUCACAUCAUGCCGUGGGUGACCGAUUUUUCGUCCCGUUCCGGACAAGCGUGGCGUGAUUUGAAGAAAUCCAAAUUCAGGCUUAACAAAGGCGAUGCACAGCUCGAUCUUACGUUUCAAGCUGCAACCACGCUAGCUGGAUCUGGUGGCCACGACCAGAGUGGGCUGUCGUCGGCCGCUAUUCCUCAUCACGUGUCGGAUGUGCUGUCGGAGAUUACGUACUACGUGUAUAUGGCACGCCGAACGCCUAAAGCUAUACUGUGUAAACACGUUCGUCCCAUUUGGGUACCGGCGGAAUAUCCGGCCACCAUACAGCGCCUGUUCGAGUGGACCCCCGACGAAUGCAUUCCAGAGUUCUUUGUCGACCCGUCCGUGUUUAAGAGUAUUCACGAAGAUCUGCCCGAUCUGGAGAUUCCCAGCUGGUCUAGCUGUCCGGAAGAUUUCGUGAUGAAGCAUCGCGAGCUGCUGGAAAGCCAGUACGUCUCGGAACGGUUGCAUCACUGGAUUGACCUUACGUUCGGUUACAAAUUAACCGGAGCGGCUGCAGUGCGCUCCAAGAACGUGUGUCUGUCGCUUGUCGAUAAGCAUCAGAACCUGUGCCACCGGGGAGUCGUGCAACUGUUCGCUUGUCCGCAUCCGCUAAGGCAGUUCCCCACGGCGUGGAACGGCAAAACACCUCCACGAUUGCAACAUCUGCAGCACGAAACCAAUCGUCGGCUCACGCGCAGUACCGAAGACCUCACCAGAUAUCCUCAGACGAUGAACGAUGGCUCGUCGUCGGGGACCAUCCAAAGAGAUCGUUCGCCAGCGACCGUCGGUACAGGGUCGACCACCUCCUACAGACAUUCCACGCAGAAUCUCCAGCAGCAGUACCACGUGCUCAAGUCCUCCGAAUCAAGCUACCACAUAAACCAUCUGCAGCCCAAAUCACCCGGCGCAAUCGUGCUCCCGAAAAGCUAUAAUCCAAUCGCUCAACUAACGGCUGUGGAAAGUUUGGGCACGUUUCGCCGAAAGGUGUUCCACUCGGGCGGUGAACCGGUCACGAACAAACCGCCCGACGAGUACGAUCUCUGGUGUACGCGUAUGGACGCGCGUCCGUUCGCGCUAGGUGGAAAUGCAUUUGUGAAUAGAAUUUUUAGCGAAAGCUACGAACGAACCCUUCGCAAAGAACGUCCGGGAAUGGCGGCCCAACCGUCUACGUCGCUACAGCAGCAAGCGUCCGCCACCCGUCAAAAUCUCAAACAACUGUUGCUUCAGCAGCGUAACAAAGAUCUCAAAGUUCUCGGCUGUCUGGUGGUGGAGUUGUUUCUCGCUUCGAAGCUACUCCCGCUCGGUAGCUGUCUACGGCAGGAGUUUGACGAGCGAUUGGAUGCUUGCACGAGACUAGUGACCGAUGAACCGCGCGCACUUCCACCCUGUCUACUUCCGAUCGUACGGCAACUGCUGGGGCUAGACGACUGUAAUGCGGAACUGUCGGGAGUGACCGAGCGGGGCCUGCCACCACCAACACCCCACCAAUACCUGCAGCCGCUGCUUGCAAACCUACUCAUACCCUUCCCGGCACACUACCACCGUCUCUAUCAGACCGUGCGCGCCCUACGCGCAUUUGACGAGUGUCUCCAAUUGCUGGAACUUCAAACGUUCUUCGAGUGUGAUGGUAAAAGCUGCUCGCGCUACUCCGCGCUCGACCGGACGCGCAUCGAGUAUCGACGACUGAUUGCCGAGUGUAAGGUAAAUGCUUGUGUAGCUCUUGCAGAUCCACUGCUGCAACCGAGCGGGCAUAGGGAACAGUUCUCCGCCGUAGAAUUACUUCUGCCACACAUCGUUGAGUUGAUCCUGCACGACGAUACCUCAAUUCCGGCCGCUUGGAAUCUGUUUGAUGCAAUAGCGACAACGCUUGGCGUUCGUCGGACGCAGACCGCUCUGUUGCAGCCUAUUCUUGCCCUGUACGACUCCGACGAGAUGGAUACAGCCGUCGGAUCAUCGAGACCGCAAGGUGGUAAGGAUGGUUCGGCGCUCGGUGGCAAUGGGAUAAGCACAAUAGCGCCCGGCGAAGGAGAACCAUCCGCGUACCUCAAGUUUACUCCCCGAAACACUUCGUUCAAGUCGAAAAAGUCCGUCAAGCUGUACCAUCACAGCUUCCUCCUGAAGUUGAUCGUUCGCUUUGGAUUGCGCUGCUUUCUGGAGCACUUUGUCGUGCCUCUGAUCGAAGCAGUCGGAGGCUACCGGGAUGGCGAUUUCAACCAAUCUUACCACGUGCACGAACCAGUCUGGCCGUUCGGAGGGGAAUUCCGCAAGUCACGUUCCUACCGGAGCUUUAAACUUCACAACACCAACACCGUGGAGGAUGGGUCAACGGAGGCGGAGCCGGCAUCCCUAUCCAACACGCUCGUGUCUCCCAACUGUUCCGAUCGUACCAUCUCACCGACGGUCGCUGGACGGGCGGGUUACAAUCCGCUAGAUGAGGAGGAACUCCUCACGGCCGACACACCAGCUAGCAGUGCAAAGACGAUGAUGCGCGACAACGAGCAGAUGUUUGCGUUCGACGAAGAUCCACAAGCAAAUCGGCGAUCAACCAUCACGCUCGAAGAUGACGAUGCCGUGGAGCAUGCAAUGCGCCGCAUCAUAGACGACGAAGAGCUUGACCUGAAGCUAAAUCACUCGCAGGCAGAGGAAGCCUUUGAGGACAUGGCACCAGCCGGGGUACAGAACAGUGAGCUGAAGUCGCCCACAAUUCCUAUCCCUCCGACACCUUCCUUCAGGCGAAGCAUCGAGUUUCACUCGAUUGGGUGUGAAAUCGGUAGUAAAAAGAGCAUCGAUUCCGGGGAGUUUCUUUCGAAAACUCCGGACAUCGCGACGGAGCGAGCAGGCAAAGAGGGAGCUCCAGCAUCCACCGUCGGAAAUGCGACGGCUUCCACAGAAGGUCGUCGCGAAUCGCUCCUGAAUCGCUCCAAAUCGACCGAUUCGAACAAAACACGCUCGAACCGCAUAUCGGAAAUGAGUUCCGAAAGCAUCGUCUGGCUGUCGCACCGAUUGGGGCCGGUUCUGACUGCUCGCUACCUGUCCCGGAAUUUGCUGAAAAUGUUGACACUGUGCUACAUCGGUGCCGAGAACCUUUUCCCCUGUACCGAGGGUAGCCAAUCGAAUCGUUCCUCGCCAACAGCGGCCGGCAGCGGUGGUUGUCCAACUGGAUUGAACCAUUUCUCGAUCACGGAAGGAUGUGUAGUGGGCGAUGAGGCGGCUCUACGGGUUAUCGACUGCCUAACGUCGAUAUCUGCCCUGUUUGGAGAACACUUCAUUCUAGUGCAAUAUUUACCCCACAUAAGCGAGGUGAUUGCACUCUGCCGCAAACGGAUAACACCGACGCUAGAAGGUGGACUUAUCAGUGCGCUACAGCUGCUCAAAUGUCUCAUACCGUACCUCAACGAUUCGACCGUAAUGGAGCAACUUCCGGAGGUGUUUUUGCGGCAAAUUCUACAUCCAGCCGUCCGAUUGCUGGAAUCCUCCAAGUAUACGAUGCCGAGUGGAUUCCUCGCACGGUCCGUACUUGCCCGCAAGCUGAUCGAUGCUCUCUACGUCAUUUCCGUGCGUAUCGGGCGGGAAAUGACACGCGAGCACAUCUGUGUGCCGGGAUUGCAGCGAUUUUUCCUCAUCUUCGACAAGGCAUACGCUCGGCAGCAGGAACAUUUUUCCGCGGUCGUUGCGGAAACGUCCCAAGGAGAGCCUCCCUUUGGGAGCUUUACGCCACCGGGAGUUCUGGGAAGUGUCAGCGAUCAAGCCCAGGGACACCAAGCGCAAGGGAGUGCCCGUGCCAAAGCGAUGGAGGAAAUACGGGACGUGUUUACGCCGAACCUGGCGUACUUUACCUUCGUGCCCUUCCUUAACUACCUCGGCCAGCAGGACAUGAGUCGGUGCGUAAGCAAUCUGCCGCUCGUGUUGAAUCUAUGUCACGAGCACGAACAGAUGGAUUAUGGCCGGUCGGGAGCGAACGCGCCGGGCGAUCCCGGUUCAAUGCAGCCCGGUACAACCGCAACCGAUGAAGAGCAGAUGGACUCACUGAACUGCUCCAACAGCUUCGGGUCCAACAUCAUCGGCAAUCGUAUCGAAUCGUCGGCCGGUACACCCGGUUCGGGAAGAAUCGAGCAUAAAGACCUGCUCGGGCUGGUCACGUACCGGUUGGAUAAUGUAAACAGCUCGCGCAACCUUCGCGGCAACUGGUUGGCGUACUGGGAGCACGAAAUCGGACGGUCGGAAAAGGACACGCGGUUCAACCUGAAGCAGAUCAAGCUGCAAACGUACACGGGACAUACGAACUCGAUAAAAGCGGUACUGGCGCUCGACAACGAGAACAGCUUCAUAUCGGCCUCGAAGGACAAAACGGUCAAGCUGUGGUCGCUGCGUAGCGAGGGCGACGGUUCGAAGGUAUCCUCCUGCCAGUUUACGUACGCCAACCAUCGCAAAUCGGUACACUCUUUGGCGUUCCUUGAAGCGCUACGGUUAACGAUAUCGUGCGAUUCCGGCGUUCAUCUGUGGGAUCCGUUCGUGGGCGCUCAAAUUGGUCAGCUCGACGUGCCGAAACAUUCCCCGGUCUCGGUGGUAAAGACGUUUCCCUCCCCGAACUGUCUGGUGUUGGCUGGAACCGCCGACAGCACGGUCAAGCUGAUUGACGCCCGAACCUUCAGCUACUGCCACGAGUGGAAGGUGGCAUUGACACCGGCCGGCACCGUCCGAACGAUCGCCGUUGCGCCCAGUGCAAACUGGGUAGCGGUGGGCCUCACCUCAGGGCACAUCGGUGUGCUGGAUGCACGGACGGGCGGUAUCAUCUCAUCCUGGCGCACGAACGAUAACGAUCUGUUGCAACUGCUAGCUCCAAACGAUGCGCAGCUGGUGAGCUCAAGCCUCGACCAGAUGAUAGGUGUGUGGAGCCCGAACACAGGCCAUCUUCAAUUCCAUAUGAGAAAUCGUCCCGAACCGGCCCACUGCAUGGUAAACAAUGGGCCAGAAUUGAUCGUCGGCACACCGACCAACCGUAUCGGGGUGUACAGCGCAAUCGAACCGGACUCACCCUACUCGUACACCAAGCUGCGAUCGGAAACGUUCCGCGGCGUGUUGACCAGCUUCGCCCUGCUGCCGCUCAACCGGAUGAUGCUGGUCGGUGGUGACAACGGUACCAUUACUCUAUUAUGUUAAGAUCUGACCGAAAAAUAGCUGCUCAUCAGUAGUGAUAUUAUUACGAACUAGAUACAGAUUUUUUGUUUGUUUUAUAAGUGAUCAUCAGUUUCUCCUUGCGGGAGCUACGUGUGUGCGUGUGUUUCUGUGUUGGUGUUUUUUUUUGUUAUAGAAAUGUGUUGAAAACCCUAAUAAAACCCAAUAUUCGAAUGAGUAUAACCUUGA
Anopheles stephensi (Asian malaria mosquito) is the source of this 6999-nucleotide messenger RNA. RefSeq names its product WD repeat-containing protein 81 (gene Wdr81). Gene Ontology annotation, biological process: aggrephagy. The transcript is spliced from 4 exons. The coding region runs from base 319 to 6795 and encodes 2158 amino acids. Gene Ontology annotation, cellular component: mitochondrion. NCBI's taxonomy places the organism in Eukaryota, Metazoa, Arthropoda, Insecta, Diptera, Culicidae. The record is from RefSeq and is a predicted model, not a curated record. Gene Ontology annotation, molecular function: phosphatidylinositol 3-kinase regulator activity; protein binding.